UUUCAUGCUUGUUUGAGUGUAAGAAUUGGGUUUAUUAGAUUAAGUAUUGCUUGGUUUCUUCUGUUCUUUUUAGUUGGGGUUAUUACAUGUCUAAGAUGGGCCAGAAUUGCAAUGAUGAUGUAUGAGAAUUUGUUCAUUGAUCUGUUCCUUGUAACUAGUUAAUUAAGUGUUUCUGGAAGUGGGUUUUGCCUGUUAAUUGGUAAAAAUUCGAUUUUUGUGCAAAAUUUAGUUUUGGAUUUGUAAAUAGUGCGAGUUCGUAAAUGCAUGAGAGAUUCUGGGGUUCUUUUGUUUCUGGGAUGAUGGUUUCUUGUGGGCUUGCUAUAAAUUUAUCCACUUUAGCAUGAUUCAGAUCGAGUAGGAGAAGUGAUAAGGCUUAAAGAAGACUAAUUUGGUCAUGGAUGAUUUUGUCAACUCUAAUUCCAUUGCUAUUUGUGAUUUACUUGCAAUUUCUGUUCUUAAAUGGGAGUAGUUCCCCUGGCAGUUUUGACUUGUCCUUUCUCGUCAGAAUUGAUGAUGAGGCUGCCAUAUAGCUCUGUCUAUUUCGACUCUCUAGCGGGUUAAGGGGCUUUUUCAGCUUGUUUAACUUGGCAAUUAUUCAGCCUUAAAACAUUGUUAGCAAGUGAUGAUAUUGGUUUCUACUUGUUGUCUAUAGCUUUUGACUUGUGGUUGCUUAUUAGGAUUAGGAAGUUUCCAUUGUGAGUUAAAGUAUUUCUUUGAGGAGUCUGUUUGAAUUGAACCAUUGUGGGAUUCAUCUUUUGCUGGGGAACUUUUUGAGUUGGCUGCUUCAGAGUUUUGUUGCCAUUUGGGCCUGUUUCUUCACUCACUUUAGCCUCCUGGAGAGCGAGAAGACAGUAGCUGCACUGAAGAAAUUCUUACGAGUCUAGUCAUGUUCAAGCAGUCACCUAGCAGAAGUCAGAGAUCUAGAGGAAUUAAAGUUAAACAUGUUUUGCAAAUAUGUUUCCUUCUUGCUGUUUGUUUUUGGUUAGUAUACCAAGUCAAGCGUUCACAUGAUAAGAAGAAGGAAUUCGAUGAAACUGAUGUGAAGAACUCUGAACAGGCACAAUAUAGCAGCGAGGUUGUAAAACUUGGGAGGAAAGAUCUUCAUCCCAGAGUGGAGGAAACAGAUACAACUAGUACAAAACAAGAGGAAGAAGCAGAAGAAAAUGUUGGAGAAGAGGAGGAAAAUAAGAAUGAUGAAGAAGAACAUGCUGAUGACAAGAAGUCUGAGGAGAAAGAAGAUGAAGGUGGAGGGAUUGGAGAUGAUGAGAUAGAUGAACAUGGAGAUGAUAAACCAGAGGAUGAGGUUGAUCGCGAAGAGGAUGUGACAGAGGAAGAGAAGAAGGAAGCGGUUGAUGAGAAGGAAAACGAAGAGAAAGAUUCUGAAGAUAAGAGUGGCCAGGUGGAGAAUGAUAGCUCUUUGGGGGAGCGUGAUGACGAUGAUGAAAAAGAGCACGAGGCAAGAGAAGAACAUUACAAGGCAGACGAUGCUUCCAGUGCAGUGACACAUGAAUCUGAAGAUAAUAGUGCUGAAAAUGAGAAUGGAAGCUCGGAAAACUCCAAUGAAGUUGCUGCAGAAAAUGUUGUAGAAAGUGAAGACGCGACCAAUACCCAUGAAAAUGAUGUUGCUGAGAAAACAACCGGUUCAAAGAUUGAAGAUAGAGAGAUGGCAGAAAAUGUAGGUCCUCCAAAUACAACAGCCAAUGAAGGCAAGGCAAAUGUUGGAUCCAUGCCCGAUAAUGUCUCUUCAUCUUCAAAUCAUCUCAAUCAAAUCGACAACACAACAGAAGCGAGUGCAGGUGGAGGUGCUGAUGGUUUGUCUAUGCAGAAUAGUGCAGGAACGCAGUCUGAGAAUGUCACAACAGAGAAUACGACCUCUGGAGAUGGCUCUGGCCUGCACACUAUUCCUUUAGAUCAGGGAAAGAACAAUAGCUCAAGUUCCAAUGACAGUCACACUGAUUCUACUACAACAGCAGCCUCCAAAAUUGAGGGUUCCGAUUCAAACUCAGGGGAGGCCUCAAAGACAGACAACACUACACUUUCUACUAAGUCAGAGAAGUCUGGUAAUUCAUCCAAUGGAACGGAGGAUAACUCAAGGUCUUCAACUGUGGAAACCAACGAUGCAACUGAGGCUGAGAAGUCGGGAGACACUAGUGAUGGAGCUGCAGAUGGAACGGAUGAUGAUGCUGCUAAAACUGAGAAUGCGGAAGAAGUCCAAAAUGAUCCUAUUGAUUCAUCUGAUUCUUCGAUGGGCUUGGUAGAGAAAGAAGUUAGGACAGACCUAGAUACUUUGCCAGAGAUACAGACUGAAGGAAGCCACGAUGAAGAUGCUGCAGCAGAAUGAAUGUUUGGAGGAUAGGAAUCUUGGCUAGUUUUGUUUAUGCUUUCACAUUCUGUUUUCUCACAUUUUUUUUUUUCAUCUUUCUAGAAAUGGUUUUAGUUUUUAAGGAGUGUUUGUUAUAGUGUGAAAAUUGGAAAUGCAAUCACUCCCUACAGUAUAUGGCCUUACGGAUGUUGUUUCAACUUUGAGGGCAACAUGUAACAAGUUAGUAUUAAACUGUUAUCUAAGAAUGAAACUGUAUAAUCCAUUUCCUCUGUUCCUUCA
Messenger RNA from Coffea arabica (coffee), 2602 nucleotides. RefSeq lists its product as uncharacterized. NCBI's taxonomy places the organism in Eukaryota, Viridiplantae, Streptophyta, Magnoliopsida, Gentianales, Rubiaceae. The record is from RefSeq and is a predicted model, not a curated record.